UCUUUUCAUGGACUAUUAUUCUAGUUAGCAUUGUGAUAUAAUAAUUAGAAGGCCAACUAUGAAGUCUGAAAAUUAUAGGUUCAUCAAUAUUUGUGAUACAUAUUGGGUAGUAUCAUUACUGGUGAAUCAUUUAUAAAUGACAUAUGAGAUGCUGAUAUUAUUCAUAAGAUGGAGGAUAAGUCCACACUGGGUAGUUUUCAAUAUCAGUGAAAUCACUUCAGUAACUCCACUUGACUAGAAGUUACAUUCUCAUUCAGAAAAAUAAUUGCUUCAUUUUUGAAAGCAAGAUUGGGUCAAAUGAAAUAUUUCUUUUGUGUUUAGGGAAGCUCUAAGACUUCUGAGUCUAUCCAUCUUCCUUACAGAUAGUAAUAUCGGCUAGCUUCACUAACAACUAAUUUGUCUGGCAUAUUAAAUGAAACUUCUUUUAUUAUUCUCCUAUUCAAGAUAAUAAGUAUAGCUACAAUCAUGAACAAUUGGACAACGUUUUUGGUUUAUGCUUCUAUUUAAGAUAACAAAUAUAGCUGCAAUCUUGCAAAAUUUGACAAAGGGUAGAUGUCAAAGUGACAUUCGACUAAAGCUUUGCUUUUCAAUAAAUUCAAUAAGCAUUUAUUGAUGCAUAAGUUAGAGGCAUUUAAAAUGUAAAAAGAAAGAAAAAAACCCCAAAAGGACAAAGUCUUAAGUUUCCUAAAGCUGAUGAUCUAGUAAAUAAAAAAAAAAAAUAAGAGUGUGGAAGAGAAUUUCUGCGAUCCUUUUUUCAAAUGAAAAUAAAAGAAUCUUAAGUUCAUUUUCAUUAAGAAGGAAUGUGGAAGAAUAUGCUGUCUUUUUCUGUGUACCACAAUUCAGAAAUACCAUAUUAGUGAAUAAAAUCAAGAGACUCAAAGAAAGAGGAAUUGAGAGGCGCAAGACAAUAUGGAAAAAAUACAAUUGAUGCGGCUCAACACUUAAUUUCAGACUUACCUAAAUUACCACAAGGUGACGCUCUCGGUUCAAAUAAAUUCUGCAGGCACGAACUCGCCGCUCUUCUCACGGUUUUAAGGACACUGCAUUGAGACUUCACCAAGCAUCCAUGUUUUUAAAUCCAUAUCACUGGAAACUAGCGAACACUGUAUGUCGCUUCCAAAGAAUCUUGUUUUAGUAUAAACUGCAAACCACGAAGGAGAGAAUUAGAUAUAUUCUUUGUUUAUAAUGGGAUUUUCUGAGGUAGGCGGUCUGAAACUCCAGCAGCUGAUCCUUUCGUUUCUUCUCCACACAUUCUGGGAGGUAGGGAGUGGCCAGGUCCAUUACUCGGUGCCGGAGGAAGCUAAACACGGUACGUUUGUGGGUCGCAUCGCGCAAGAUCUGGGUUUGGAGGUUGGGGAACUGGUGCCUCGGUUGUUCCGGGUGGUGUCCAAGGGCCGUAAGGACUACUUGGAAGUAAACGCACAGAACGGCAUUUUGUUUGUGAAUUCUCGGAUUGAUCGUGAGGAACUGUGCGGCCGCAGGCCUGUUUGUAGCAUCCACCUGGAGGUGAUCGUGGACAAACCUUUGCAGGUUUUCCAUGUGGAGGUGGAGAUCAAGGACAUUAAUGAUAAUGCUCCUAUGUUUCCUGCCUCAGAACAAAGGCUGUUCAUAUCUGAAUCUAAACAGCCUGACUCUCGAUUUCCGCUAGAGGGUGCCUCAGAUGCAGAUAUCGGAGUGAAUUCUCUCUUGACCUACGGACUCAGUCCUAAUGAAUAUUUUAUUUUGGAAAUGCAAACGAGUAGUGAGCAAAGUAAAGCUUUGUCACUUUUGUUAAGAAAAUCUUUGGAUAGAGAAGAUACUGCUGAGAUUGAUCUGUUACUAACCGCCACUGACGGGGGCAAACCGGAACUCACCGGUACAGUACAAUUAAAGAUUUCGGUGUUAGAUGUAAAUGAUAAUGAUCCUGAGUUUGAUCAGUCAGAAUACAAGGUGAAAUUAUUGGAAAACGUUGCAAACGGCACAUUUAUAGUAAAGGUCAAUGCUACGGAUAGGGACGAAGGAAUAAAUAAAGUUUUACAAUAUUCAUUGCGUUCGAUAAAACCAAAGGGAAAUGACUUGUUUAGGUUAAAUGAAAAUACAGGUGAAAUUAGAAUAAAUGGAAAUUUGGAUUUCGAGGAAAAUAAAUUCUAUGAACUUCAGGUAGAGGCGAACGAUAAAGGAAUCCCUCCGAUGGUGGGUCACUGCAGGGUUUUGGUGGAGGUCCUAGACAUCAACGACAACGCUCCAGAGGUGGUCGUGACGUCGCUCUCUCUGCCAGUUCGUGAGGAUGCCCCACCAGGCACAGUCAUAGCUCUCAUCAGCGUGUUUGAUCCUGAUUCAGGCGCCAACGGGGAGGUGACUUGCUCGCUGUCUCCUCCGGGGCCCUUCACGCUGGUGUCCACCUUCAGAAAUUACUACUCUCUACUGCUGGACGGCACUGUGGACCGGGAGAGCAUCUCAGUCUAUGAGCUAGUAGUGACUGCGAGGGAUGGGGGUACUCCAGCUCUUCGGGCCACAGCCAGAAUUUCUGUGGGCAUUGGCGAUGUGAAUGACAAUGCGCCAGCCUUCGAGCAGCCUUUGUACACUGUGUUCGUGAGGGAGAACAACCCACCGGGGCAUCAUAUCUUCACAGUAUCCGCAUCGGACCCUGAUGCUCAGGAGAACGCGUUAGUAUCUUACUCAUUGGUGGAGAGGAGGGUGGGAGAGCGUCCUCUGUCGAGCUUCGUGUCUGUGCACUCAGAGAGUGGAAAAGUGUAUGCCUUGCAACCCCUGGACCACGAGGAGCUGGAGCUGCUGCAGUUCCAGGUGAGCGCUCGCGACUCUGGCUUCCCUCCACUGAGCAGCAACCUGAGUCUGCAGGUGUUUGUGCUGGACGAGAAUGACAACGCGCCGGUUGUGCUGCCGCCUUACUCCGGCGUUAGCCCAGUUACCGAGUUAGUGUCGCAGUCAGUGACUGUGGGCCAUGUAGUGGCCAAGAUUAGGGCUGUGGAUGCAGAUUCUGGGUAUAAUGCCUGGCUCUCUUAUGAGCUGCUUCCAAAAGUGGGCGUUGAACACAGCCCUUUCCGAGUGGGUCUGUAUACUGGAGAGGUCAGCACAACUAGGGCCCUGGAGGAGUCGGAUGGACUGAAACAGAUAUUGCUAGUGCUAGUAAAAGACCAUGGAGAACCUAUGUUAUCUGCCACAGCUACAGUAAGUUUGUCACUUUUGGAGAGUGGUCAGGCCCUUCAGACGUCUUCUGGGGUAGCUAGACAGCCAGCAGCUUCAUCCAUUGUCAAGGGAACAACUCUAGUGAAUGUGAACGUGUAUUUGAUCAUAGCCAUCUGUUCUGUGUCCAGUUUGUUGGUACUGAGCCUACUGCUAUAUGUCAUGCUUCGAUGCUCUACACCAACACAGGACAUAUACGGGCCUGGGAAGCCCACUCUGGUAUGUUCAAACGAGGCAGGAAGCUGGUCGUAUUCCCAGCAGCAGCGGCAGAUUUGUUCUGGAGAAGGAACUGGCAAGAAUGACCUCAUGGCCUUCAGCCCUAACCUUCCUCUAUGUCCAGUACCUUCAGAUAGAGAACAGCAAGAGGCCAAGAAGGAACCUUUAGGCAAGGUGAGUCUUUUAUAUUCCAGCAAUACUUACACAAAACAUUGUAGCAAGUUGGUUUUUAUCAUUUUAAAUUCCUUCCUUCUCUUGCUUCUCAUCUUCUUGAUCUUGUCCUUGUUUUUCUUCUCAAGCUGUUGUCAUUCACACAAAUGUUUCAUAAAGAAUCUACUCAAAUACUUUAUUUCCUUUUUAAGAGUAAGCAUUCUGUGA
This is a messenger RNA of Sarcophilus harrisii (Tasmanian devil), 3777 nucleotides long. RefSeq names its product protocadherin alpha-11-like. Gene Ontology annotation, molecular function: calcium ion binding. Gene Ontology annotation, biological process: homophilic cell-cell adhesion. The record is from RefSeq and is a predicted model, not a curated record. Bases 1186 to 3777 code for a protein of 863 amino acids. The transcript has a single exon. Lineage: Eukaryota; Metazoa; Chordata; Mammalia; Dasyuromorphia; Dasyuridae. Gene Ontology annotation, cellular component: plasma membrane.